Molecule: messenger RNA, 3293 nt
Organism: Marmota flaviventris (yellow-bellied marmot)
Lineage: Eukaryota; Metazoa; Chordata; Mammalia; Rodentia; Sciuridae
Source: RefSeq, a predicted model, not a curated record
UAAGGCUGAAUAAUAUGUGGUAUGUAUGUACCACAUUUUGUUUCCCAAUCACCCGUUGAUGGACACUUGGGUAGCUUCUACCUUUUGGCUAUUGUGAAUAAUGCUGCUAUGAAUAUGAACAUGGGUAUACAAAUCUCUCUUUGAGACCCUGCUUCCAAUUCUUCUGGUAGAUCUUCAUGGAGGAACACGGAGUGACUCAAACUGAACACAUGGCUACCAUAGAAGCCCAUGCAGUGGCCCAACAAGUACAACAGGUCCACGUGGCUACUUACACUGAACACAGUAUGCUAAGUGCUGAUGAAGACUCCCCUUCUUCUCCCGAGGACACCUCUUAUGAUGAUUCAGAUAUUCUCAACUCAACAGCGGCUGAUGAGGUUACAGCCCAUCUGGCUGCUGCAGGUCCUGUGGGAAUGGCUGCUGCUGCUGCUGUGGCAACAGGGAAGAAACGGAAACGGCCUCAUGUGUUUGAGUCUAAUCCAUCUAUCCGGAAGAGACAGCAAACACGUUUGCUUCGGAAACUUCGAGCCACAUUAGAUGAAUAUACAACUCGAGUGGGACAGCAAGCUAUUGUCCUUUGUAUCUCACCCUCCAAACCCAACCCCGUUUUUAAAGUGUUUGGUGCAGCACCUUUGGAGAAUGUGGUGCGAAAGUACAAGAGCAUGAUCCUGGAAGACUUGGAGUCUGCUCUGGCAGAACACGCCCCUGCACCACAGGAGGUUAACUCAGAACUGCCGCCUCUCACCAUCGAUGGGAUCCCAGUCUCUGUGGACAAAAUGACCCAGGCCCAGCUUCGGGCAUUUAUCCCAGAGAUGCUCAAGUACUCCACAGGUCGGGGAAAACCAGGCUGGGGGAAAGAAAGCUGCAAGCCUAUCUGGUGGCCUGAAGAUAUCCCAUGGGCAAAUGUCCGGAGUGACGUCCGCACAGAAGAGCAAAAGCAGAGGGUUUCAUGGACACAAGCACUAAGGACCAUAGUUAAAAACUGUUAUAAACAGCAUGGGCGGGAGGAUCUUUUAUAUGCUUUUGAAGAUCAACAAACACAGGCUACUACCACACACAGUAUAGCCCAUCUUGUACCAUCACAGACUGUAGUGCAGACCUUUAGCAACCCUGACGGCACUGUCUCACUCAUCCAGGUUGGUACAGGGGCAACAGUGGCCACAUUGGCUGAUGCUUCAGAACUGCCAACCACAGUCACUGUUGCCCAAGUGAAUUAUUCUGCUGUGGCUGAUGGAGAGGUGGAACAAAAUUGGGCCACAUUGCAGGGAGGAGAAAUGACCAUCCAGACGACGCAAGCAUCAGAGGCAACACAGGCGGUAGCGUCGUUGGCAGAGGCCGCAGUGGCAGCUUCACAGGAAAUGCAACAGGGAGCUACUGUCACCAUGGCACUCAACAGUGAAGCUGCCGCUCAUGCUGUCGCCACCCUGGCUGAAGCCACCUUACAAGGCGGGGGACAGAUCGUCCUGUCUGGGGAAACCGCAGCAGCCGUUGGAGCACUUACUGGAGUCCAAGAUGCUAAUGGCCUCUUUAUGGCAGACUGUGGAGGUUGCAAGUGGAUCCUGACAAGAAGGCCGCAGGUGGGCCUGGUCCAGAUCCCUGUGAGUAUGUACCAGACUGUGGUAACCAGCCUCGCCCAGGGCAACGGACCAGUGCAGGUGGCCAUGGCACCUGUAACCACCAGGAUAUCGGACAGCACAGUCACUAUGGACGGCCAGGCUGUGGAGGUGGUGACAUUGGAACAGUGACAUGCAGCCGUAUCAUGGCAUCGUUUUCUAGUCUACUUCAAAAUUUUUUACACGUUUGCAGAGGUGCAAUCAAAUGGAAUUAAGUCUCACGACUUUGGAAGAAAAGUUUUGUUAACCUUUUUUUUUUAAAAGGAAGAAAGGCAGCAGAUUUUGGAAUUGCAUUUUUUUAAAGCACCACUCUUGAUUUUCUGGGAUUGGUGGAGUAAGAAACUGCAUUGUCAAUUUCACUGUCCCAAAAAAGCCAAAUUGUGGCAGGACUUCUUUCUGCGGAAACGUGUGUAUACUUAUGUGUGUGUAUGUGUGAGUGUGAAUAUAUGUAUAUGUGUACAUAAGGACAUACACAUUUACAUAUAUAUAUAUAAAAUAUAUAUAUACAUACAUAUAUAUGUAUAUAUAUGUAUGAAACCCGCAUGGAAUUAUCUGUAUGAAAUCAAGGUGAGCUGUGGAAACAAUUAUCCACCCAGUUUAGUGGGUGGUAGGGUACGUGGCCAGAUACAGUCACCUGGUUUUUGUUCAUACCAGGGUUAUGCGUUGAGCUACUGACAAACUCAGGCAGAGGUGACCAUGCCCUUCACCAAAGCUGCCUCCCAGUGGCCGCCCAGAACUUCCCUGCUGGACUCACUUGAGGAAGGAGGUUCCAAGAUGCAGUGGGAUCCAGAAAGUACUUGCAAGGUCCAGGGAUCUCAUGGUCCGCCAGCUGAGACACUCCUCGGGCUGGCCCAGGUGCUGACCUUGCCACAGGCAGGUGAAUGUCUUGAAGCUCCCACCAGGGACAUAAGGGUUUUCCUCAGCUUCCCAUCUCCUCCAUAUCCCAGGAAUCCUCCUUGAUCUUAUGACCAUUAAAGAGUUGCUUUGGUCUUAAGGUCAGUCCUGAAUUGGUCAUGUAUAUGAACUGAAGGUAACAGAAGUAAUAAGGGUCUGAGGAGUGCGUGCUAAGCGUGCUUGUGGGUGUGCGCGUGCAUGGUAGGGGAGAGAAUGGGAAGAGGUGGAGGAGCUAGAAGGGAAAGGAGGAAGGGAGAAAGUCUUCAUAGACCAGGGUACACCAAUGGGAGCCAUUUCUUUUCCUCUAGUUGUCAUUUCUCUGCAAUGAAAAGGGACACCUGGCUUAGGAAGGGUGGCCAUCACAAUGGAAUGUGUCAGAAGAGAAAGGGUCUUCAUACCUGGAUCUGGCCCUGCUCUGGGAGUGGUUCUAAGAGGCCCAUUUUCCUAGCUGCAUCCUAGUGGCCCAGGCCCUGUGUGGCCCUCCUGCUUACAAGUGUGGAUUGGUCUGGGUGUUAUUUGUCAGUUAAAUUCUGUCCUUCCCUAGCUGCAAGCCCUGAGUCUCCUGUGGCUACAUUCACCCGACUUUUUGACAGGCCAAAUCCCUGCUCCUUGAGUAUAGGGACAACUCUUCCUUCCCCCUCCCAUGUCCCCCCAUGUGUGAUAGUGUAUUUAAUGUUUUUUUUUUUUUUUUUAAAGCAACAUUAAAAGAUUCUUCAUGUCUUGCUCAGCCUUUGAGAAAAGUUUCAGAUUCUUGUAUUUGCUUGUUUUAUAUAAAACUAUCCAAUGUUC